Messenger RNA from Myotis davidii, 435 nucleotides. RefSeq names its product MARCKS-like 1 (gene MARCKSL1). Gene Ontology annotation, cellular component: cytoplasm; plasma membrane. Bases 1 to 435 code for a protein of 144 amino acids. Gene Ontology annotation, biological process: central nervous system development; actin filament organization. The transcript has 2 exons. Lineage: Eukaryota; Metazoa; Chordata; Mammalia; Chiroptera; Vespertilionidae. Gene Ontology annotation, molecular function: actin filament binding; calmodulin binding. The record is from RefSeq and is a predicted model, not a curated record.
AUGUCUGGAAGGGCUAGAGGUGGGCUGGAGCGGGGUGGCGUCCUGAGCCUCACUGCUGUCUCCUCUGCCCCGCAGGAGAAUGGCCAUGUGAAAAGCAAUGGAGACUUAUCCCCCAAGGGUGAAGGGGAGUCGCCCCCUGUGAACGGAACAGAGGAGGCAGCCGGGGCCACUGGUGAUGCCAUUGAGCCAGCACCCGCUAGCCAGGGAGCUGAGGCCAAGGGGGAGGUACCCCCCAAGGAGACCCCCAAGAAGAAGAAGAAAUUCUCUUUCAAGAAGCCUUUCAAAUUGAGUGGCCUCUCCUUCAAGAGAAAUCGCAAGGAGGGUGGGGGUGAAUCGUCUGCCUCCUCACCCACAGAGGAAGAGCAGGAGCAGGGGGAGAUCGGUGCCUGCAGCGAGGAAGGCACUGCCCAGGAAGGGAAGUGGCACCUGGGCUAG